This is a messenger RNA of Fusarium subglutinans, 1278 nucleotides long. RefSeq lists its product as uncharacterized. Lineage: Eukaryota; Fungi; Ascomycota; Sordariomycetes; Hypocreales; Nectriaceae. The coding region runs from base 1 to 1278 and encodes 425 amino acids. The record is from RefSeq and is a predicted model, not a curated record. The transcript has 2 exons.
AUGGACCGGCUAGCACCAGAGAUCAUAUCCCAUAUCAUAGAAAACCUUGUGCCAGAUGAGUACUUCUCGCCAGCUAAAUUCUGGGACGAAACUAGACCUCCAAUCCGCUGUCUGGCACCUUUAGCAGUACUAUCUCGCCGAUGGCAGCCUCUCAUUGAAGAGGCAUCUUUCCGUGAGCUCAAAUUGAACUCAGAAUCGGUCUUGUAUGCAAUCGAGAACAAAAUUCUCACCCCCAGACGUCUUUCAUAUCUCCGCCGGCUGGAUUACUCGUUUCCACCACCAGAUGAAGAACAUCCUCCAACGGUAGGGCCCGAAAUUGACACGGGUUUUAUGCCUCUUCUUCGGCUGCUCGCUCAAAUACCUUUGCAAGAGGAGCCAUUAGUAGAAUUUAACGUCACCAUACCCUGGGCUCCAAGAGGCCCUAGUUAUCUCAGUAAACUGGAAGAUCACGUCGAGGACAAUUUUGAGAAGUUGAAUCCAUGUCUCCCGGAAUUGCCCAUGAUACGACAUUUCUACCUCGCCCGCGGGUUUGAUCGCUUUUUCUACUCCCCGCGCUCUUUUUGCUUGAUAGUGGGUAUGAUGUCGCGUCUGGGAUUGCUUACUCUACGCCUGAUGUCCGAGAGAGGACCGAAGAAUGUGUUAAAAGAGAGAAAUGAGCUCGCACUAUCAUUGAAUGAUUUGCCUUCGUCCAUCCAUCAGUUCGACCUCGAUUACUAUGUUAAUCCGCGCUUGCUGUGGGAUGCCAUGUCUCUUGAGCCGACAGAAGACGACAUUUUGAGUCGAGAGCUAUGCAAAUUCUCGCAAAGAGAAGGCCUGAAAGAUUUCUCUUUUGGGGGUAGCAUCGAGCCUACUAUAUUCUGGCCAUCCGAGUCAGAUACAACCAAAGAACCUCACUGGCCAAGUCUCAAGGCUUUCGAACUCACACCAUCUGACAUGUCGCCCUCAGGGAAGCGGCUUGUCGUCCGCAACGUAUGGCGAUCACCAGAUAACUGGCAUCCUAUGUAUCCCGUUGACGAUGUGGCGAAUAAAUAUUAUGCCGCGGCUGCGCGAUGUGUAUCAUGCAUGCCCAAGGCGGAAUAUCUCUCCAUAGAGCUGAAAGACUCUUGGUCCACGACCCUCGUUUUCUGCACCGAAUAUCCCAACGACCCUGACGAGCCGAUUUUGAGACUCUCAGGAGGAGGAGGUGCCAAGAUCUCUGAGGAGAGUGAGAAGGAAUGGCGGAAGACGGCGGAAAUCCAUAACCUGAAGUUUUCCAUGGAAGUUGAUGAGGAAGAGUAG